UUUUCCGGUGCAAGGACGAAUAACCAAAAGCUGAUGCUUUGACACGUGGAAUAAAGUAGACCCUUCGAUAGACAUGCAACGGCUGAGAUUGAAUUCUUUGGUGAUGAGAUUUAUUCCCAACUGCAAGACAACUGUAGUGAAAGAAGUGAAGUGGUGAGAUAUUAGAUUUUGUGCUCUCUUAAGAAGAGUUGUCAUUUAGAGAGAGAGAGAGAGUGGCGAGUGAGGGGAGCUGGAAGUGGACUGGGUGGGGAGUACUGUUUGGUUGUCUUAAAUUGAUGUUGCAGAAGAGGUUGCAGUAUCCAUGGCGGCGUUUGCAGAGCCGUGACUUUAAUGCAUCAAACAAACAAAGCCACAGAAAAUUGAAGGCGAAGAAGUCAAGGUAAGCAAGCAACCAACGAUCCAUCGUCGUUUUGUUGACCUAAAACAUAAUUCCAAAACUUUCUGUUCCAAAAGCUGUCUCCCCCAAAAUCAAAAAAAAAAAAAAAACUCCGGAGAGAGAAUCAUACCACAGAUCUCUCAAUCUUUUGUUGUACCCGCAGCUCACUUGUUGUUUUAGCUUGUGCUAUGGAAUUUGUCGUCAAAUUGAGAUCAAUCUCAAAUCUUGGUUCUUUAAGAGCAAGAAAGUAAAGAAACAAGAGAUCUAGGACAAGGAUUUUGUUGUGAUGAGUAAGAUAGAUCAGAUUGAGGGUUUAGAUAGAGUAGUAGUGAUAUGAGGCGAGGAGGAGGAGGCGGAGAGGGAAUGAACUGUCAAGAUUGUGGGAACCAAGCAAAGAAAGACUGUGGACACAUGAGGUGUAGGACUUGUUGCAAGAGCCGAGGGUUUCCUUGCGAAACCCACGUCAAGAGUACUUGGGUUCCUGCUUCCAAACGCCGAGAGAGACAACAACAACAACAACACCUCACUGCUUUUCAACAACACCCACAACAUCCUCAUCCACAACAACAAAAUCAACAGUUGAGUCUGAUGAUGAGAGGAGAGAAUCCCAAGAGGCUGAGAGAAAAUCCAGGUGCUCGUUUACCCUCCACCUCCUCAGGGUUAGAAGUUCAAGUGGGUCACCUUCCAUCUGAGGUGAAUUCACCAGCAGUGUUUAGAUGUGUGAGAGUGAGCUCCAUGGAUGAUGCAGAUGAGGAAUAUGCUUAUCAGACUGCUGUUAACAUUGGAGGCCAUGUUUUCAAGGGAAUUCUCUAUGAUCAAGGCCCCGAAACCCAUUAUGGUGGAGGCGAGAGCUCGUCCGGCGGCGGUGGUGCUCAGCAACUUAAUCUCAUUACCGCAGCCACCGCCACAGCCAGCAAUCCGGCUAUCACAAUGCUUGACCCUUCUCUAUACCCUUUCAUGGCCGGUACGCAAUUCUUCCCACCACCAAGACCUUAAAAAGAAAAUUCUAAGCAGAAUCCGAUUAUAGAAUCAAAUACAACUCUCUCACUGAAUUAAAACAUUUAAAUGUGUUGGUUGAGAGAAUUGUGUUUAAUCCAGUAAUUAGAUUGAAAUCUAUGCAUGUAGAAGAACUGACAGCUUCUAUGUACUCUUGUUUUUCUUCACAUCUCUCUAGGAGUCUUUAAGCCUAAAAAACCCUUCAAUUGGCUGACAUUAAUUAUUAUCAUUGAAUUGUUGUUAGUAUUUAUUUAGUAGUGUUUUUCUAGUGUACUAUUAUUAGUAACAGUUUAAUUAUUAACACCCAUUGAGGCCAAGAAAAGGAAUGCAUGAAUGAAUGAACUUCAUAUGUUGGGGGCUGUUUGGUUAAGUUGGAACUUCAAUCUUGAUUUCCUUGGUUAUUAUUAUUAUUGAUUGAUGAGCUUAUCGAUAGACA
Camellia sinensis is the source of this 1808-nucleotide messenger RNA. Its product is annotated as protein SHI RELATED SEQUENCE 1. The record is from RefSeq and is a predicted model, not a curated record. Gene Ontology annotation, biological process: positive regulation of DNA-templated transcription. Lineage: Eukaryota; Viridiplantae; Streptophyta; Magnoliopsida; Ericales; Theaceae. Gene Ontology annotation, cellular component: nucleus. Gene Ontology annotation, molecular function: DNA-binding transcription factor activity; DNA binding.